AUGGCAGGGGAUGUCACCUACGCGGCCGUGGCGAUGCUGCCGAGGGAAAGGCCCCGCGCUCCUUCAGGGACAGCAAACCCAGGAAACACCAUCACGUAUGCUGAGCUGCAUGUGAAGCCCCAGCCCCAAGGGAGCAGCAGAGCAGAGACUUCCGCUCCUGGCUGCUGGCACAGGAGCUCAGCCUGGUUCUAUGUGGCGCUGGUCCUGGCAGUCCUCGUGCUCGUCCUGCUGGGAGUCGUGGCCAUACAAGCCAAGCAGUUUUUGAAGGGCAGAGCAGGAAAAUCAGGAAGUUUGCCCCACUAUGGUCUGAACAGCACCAGCAGUGACAUUUCUUCAGAGGGGACUGUCUCAGCAGCACUCCUGAAACAGCUCAUGGAGGAGCUGUGUGAAGAUGGACAGGGGACAACGUGUGAGCUGUGUCCCCCUGGCUGGCAGCUGCACAGGGGCAGAUGUUACUUCUUCUCCGAGGAGGCCAGGAGCUGGGAGGACAGCCAGAAAAACUGCCUGGCCAGGAAAUCCCAGCUGCUUGUCAUUGAGGAUGAAAUUGAGAUGGAAUUUAUAGACAACAAAGACAAAGACACCAAAUAUAUCUGGAUUGGCUUGGACACUGAAGACAUGGAGAAAACAUGGAGUUCAGUGGAAGAUCACAGAGUAAAAGAAAAGAGGACAGCUCUAAAAAGCAAUGAGGCUGACAAGAACUGUGCUGUUUACAGAAGGAAAAACGUGAUCCAGGCAGAUAACUGCCAGACCUUAAAGGAGUGGAUCUGUAAGAAGAAUGCAACUUUGCUGGUGCUCUGAGCCACAUUUCCAGACAGCAGGCAGAGCUUCUCAUCAGAAGACCCAUUUUACAGACAAACCAACUUGUGAUGUAAAUAAUUUUCAUCAGACUUGCAGGGAAACUUGCACUUUGCUGUGCUGUGCUCCCUAAGAAGUCAGAAGACAGGUCCUGCAACAGGGCUGCAAGCUGGCACACGAGGAUUCUAGGGUGCUGAGCCUUCACACAGACAGAUUUUGGCAGCAGCUGCCUCAGGAAGGGUCAGAGCAGAAGAGAUACU
Camarhynchus parvulus is the source of this 1055-nucleotide messenger RNA. Its product is annotated as killer cell lectin-like receptor subfamily F member 1. Lineage: Eukaryota; Metazoa; Chordata; Aves; Passeriformes; Thraupidae. The transcript is spliced from 7 exons. The record is from RefSeq and is a predicted model, not a curated record. The coding region runs from base 1 to 798 and encodes 265 amino acids.